GUACUAGUGGGGUGGAAUUCCCUCAUGCAGGAGUUUGCACUAGAUGCCUUUACAAAGCUGGAUACUCUGGGAGCAGCGUGGGCUGAUGGAGUAGGAACUAGCCUGGGCGAUCUUUACGAGCUGAAAACCUGCACAUCACUGAAGGGUUUGUUCCUCUGCGAAGCUGUUAGAAACCUGCUUUAGGAAAGCAAGUGAACCAAAGCCCCGGCCCCAAACGCACCAGACCGCUCCAUGAACUCGCCAUGCAUCGAUUCCUCAUUGUUUUUGACAGAAACGUGCGUGUAACUUUAUCUGGAGGAGCCGAGGAUUUUUGUAGUUGGGCUUGUAGUGGUUUAAACCUGAGGCACCCGUAGAGCCUUUUCAGCAGGGAUGAGGGAGUGACAAGUCAGAGUCCCUGCGAGCGCACUUGGAAACCGCAAGCAGCUAACGCUCGCUGGCAGAGCCCCCCGAUGGGACUAGAGCCAAGCUCCUGCGCUCCUCACGGGGAUGAAGUUAGCACCGAGCUGAGUCAGGGCUGUGCCAGAGGCUGCGACCUGUGCUCCGAGUUCAAUGGGUGCCUGAGAUGCUCCCCCAAACUCUUCAUCCUUCUGGAGAGGAAUGAUAUCCGGCAAAUUGGGAUUUGCCUACCGUCUUGUCCCCUGGGAUACUUUGGCCUUCGCAAUACAGACAUGAACAAGUGCAUCAAAUGCAAAAUUGAGAACUGUGAGUCCUGUUUCAGUCGAAACUUUUGCACAAAAUGUAAGGAAGGUUUGUAUUUGCACAAAGGGAGAUGCUACGUCACAUGCCCCGAAGGCUACUCUGCUGCCAACGGCACCAUGGAGUGCAGCAGUCCUGCACAAUGUGAAAUGAGUGAGUGGGGGCCCUGGGGGCCCUGCUCCAAGAAGAGGAAGCUCUGUGGCUUCAAGAAGGGCAACGAAGACCGAACGCGGCGGAUUCUGCAGGCUCCCUCCGGAGACGUGUCCCUGUGUCCUGCCACCACGGAGGUGCGGCGAUGCACGGUGCAGAAGAGCCAGUGCCCCGAAGGGAAAAGGAAGAGGAAGGAAGAGCAAGGAAAGCAAGAUAAUGCGAAUGGGAACAGGAAUCGGAAAGACACCAAAGACGCUAAGUCUGGCACCAGGAAGAGGAAGAGCAAACAGAGAGGGGCUGCGGUCCUCACCACAUCCGCUAGCCCUGCCCAGUAGCUGCCCCUUUAUGUCACCUGAUGGCAAGACUUCAUUGCUGCUAUGUAUAUGAAAGCUUUAUUGAACCAGAGCACUGCUACACAACACAUACACAUGUCCAGAAAGACAGACAUAUACUCCCCGACCGACCCACAGACCCAACAGAAACCACAUACACAAUGCAUAAGGAGGCUGCACACACCCACACCACCCAGGACCAUGGAGGUACGCUGCUGAGAAGAGGAGUGGGAGCAAGCACGGAGGGAUGCUCAUCUCCCCAUGGCUCCACAGGCACGCUGCGGGGAGGAGAGAUGGAGUACGAGUCAGCAGAGGACCCAGAGACUUCAUGACCAAAGGCCUCAACUCGAGACCGGGUGGACGGCCCCAAGUGCAGCACGGCUGCAGCCACAGGGAUGAGACUGGACCCAUGUGGCCGCUCUCCCCAGCCUGGGACCCCGACUCACACAAAGGCAGUGGCCUCUUUCUCUUCCCCCCACACUUUCUUUUGUGUUUUAAGCUGUAUGACUUUAUCAUUGGGAAUACAUGUUAAACGGUUGUGGUAAGAGGUCAGUGGUAUCUGCCCUGAAUCUGCUUCAAAAGAGUUAUUUCCAAUUAAAAACAAACAAAAAAAGAAACCACCCAAAAACC
Pezoporus occidentalis (night parrot) is the source of this 1808-nucleotide messenger RNA. RefSeq names its product R-spondin 1 (gene RSPO1). The record is from RefSeq and is a predicted model, not a curated record. The coding region runs from base 450 to 1181 and encodes 243 amino acids. The transcript has 7 exons. NCBI's taxonomy places the organism in Eukaryota, Metazoa, Chordata, Aves, Psittaciformes, Psittacidae.